Cucurbita moschata (crookneck pumpkin) is the source of this 1602-nucleotide messenger RNA. Its product is annotated as microtubule-associated protein RP/EB family member 1C-like. Gene Ontology annotation, molecular function: microtubule plus-end binding. Bases 465 to 1451 code for a protein of 328 amino acids. The record is from RefSeq and is a predicted model, not a curated record. NCBI's taxonomy places the organism in Eukaryota, Viridiplantae, Streptophyta, Magnoliopsida, Cucurbitales, Cucurbitaceae. Gene Ontology annotation, cellular component: spindle midzone; microtubule organizing center; cytoplasmic microtubule. The transcript has 7 exons. Gene Ontology annotation, biological process: spindle assembly; thigmotropism; regulation of microtubule polymerization or depolymerization.
UCUCCAUUUCCAGGUCUUCCACCGCCACUUCGUUUUCGGAUUUCCAGUUUUGUAUUACGGUUUUUAUGGGACUCUGAUUUUGAAUGUAAAUGGGGUUGAUGUUGAUGGGCAGGGGAGGUGUAUUUGUACGGAACGUCGGCGGUGGUGCGAGUGCCGGAGGAUCUAGAGGAGAUUGCGGCUACUCCAGAAUCGAUAAGCGUUGUAACGAGAGUUUCCAAGACUGUGUCGAGCCGAAUAGAGGACAAGAGGCGGAAUUGAAGGCGGAGUAAUCUUGCUGUGUACGGACGACGAUUUGCCGGCGAUCAAAUUUCAUUACAUUUCUAGUUUAUAUCCUUCCAAAUGGGAGCCGUUGGCAACUGACCCAAUUCCAUUGUCUUCGCGCCUGCAACUCCAGAGAGAAAUAGCUUCACAGCCGGUGACAAAGCCCGACGAGUUUUUGUGGGAGAGAUUCAGAGCCCUAAGAAAUGGCGACAAACAUUGGGAUGAUGGAUUCUGCGUAUUUCGUUGGAAGAUCGGAGAUCCUCGCGUGGAUCAACUCUACUCUCCACCUUAAUCUUUCCAAAGUCGAGGAGGCAUGCUCUGGUGCGGUUCAUUGCCAAUUGAUGGAUGCGGCUCACCCAGGGAUGGUGCCGAUGCACAAGGUCAAUUUUGAUGCGAAAAGCGAGUACGAAAUGAUCCAGAAUUAUAAGGUCCUCCAAGAUGUGUUCAACAAAUUGAAGAUCACCAAGCAUAUCGAGGUGAGCAAGCUUGUGAAAGGAAGGCCCCUUGAUAAUCUGGAGUUCAUGCAGUGGAUGAAACGUUAUUGUGAUUCCGCUAAUGGAGGCGUUUUGCAGUGUUAUAAUGCUUUGGAAAGGCGAGAAGCAUCCAAGGGCGGAAAGGACGCAAGCAAGAAGAGCACCACAUCACAUUCUUCUGCAAAAGGUUCAACAGCUGCUGCAUCCAGGGCUCAGGUCUCUCAGAAUGCUCGGAGAAAUGAGGCAUCAAUGAACUCUGGAAAUCAGGUAGCAAAUGUUUCAAAACCUCCAUCCAAUGGAGUAUCUGCAUAUGAUGAACAGAUCACGACGUUGAAACUGUCGAUCGACAGCCUUGAGAAAGAGAGGGAUUUCUACUUUUCUAAGCUAAGAGAUAUUGAGAUACUCUGCCAGAGUCCACAGAUUGAAAGUUUGCCCGCUGUAGGAGCUAUAAGGAAGAUACUGUAUGCUGUUGAUGAUGAUGCAUCAGUGGUGGCAGAAGCUCAAGCGAUGUUGUCCGUUCACCAGAAGGAAACGAUAGAUCUUUUGAGUCCAAUAGCUGAAGUUUCUGAUGAGAAGCUAAGUUUAGAAUCCCAGAAGAGAAAAAGUGUAAUCAAUUUUGAUGUAGACGUUGUUGGCAUGACAACUUUGUCUCCCAGGCGGAGGGUAUCUGAUGCUUCUGAUGUUCAUUGCAGUGGGUCACCCCUUAUGACAUACUGAUCAAGGCAUUCUUUUGUAACCGUGCAAUUCCUCAACUACUAUAGAGUAUAGUAUAGUUGUGAUUCUAGAGUUGUUCUUAUGUGUCGUCCUGUUUGUUCAGAACGUUUUCAUGUGGCUGUUUUUAAUGAAGAAUUGCUGAAAGACCCUGAAA